Molecule: messenger RNA, 246 nt
Organism: Lasiodiplodia theobromae
Lineage: Eukaryota; Fungi; Ascomycota; Dothideomycetes; Botryosphaeriales; Botryosphaeriaceae
Product: Biotrophy-associated secreted protein
Exons: 2
Coding region: 1-246 (81 amino acids)
Source: RefSeq, a predicted model, not a curated record
AUGCAGUUCUCCGUCAUUCUUCUUGGUCUGUUCACCGCCAUUGCCGCGGCCCAGCAGAGCCCCUUUGCUCAAUCACAAUGCUCGAAUACCGGCCGGGCGGGAUGUGAUCCCAGCAGCGAUGGUGUUCAGCGUUGUGUAGCCCUGGACGAGGUCGACCUCUGCGUUGCCGACUGUGACGCUGCGAGCACCUGCGCUUCCGACUGCAAGAGCGCCGGCUACAGCAAUGGUUACUGCACUAAGGGGUAA